Messenger RNA from Synchiropus splendidus (mandarinfish), 1758 nucleotides. RefSeq names its product elongin A, like (gene eloal). The transcript is spliced from 11 exons. The record is from RefSeq and is a predicted model, not a curated record. Gene Ontology annotation, cellular component: elongin complex; nucleus. The coding region runs from base 1 to 1758 and encodes 585 amino acids. Lineage: Eukaryota; Metazoa; Chordata; Actinopteri; Syngnathiformes; Callionymidae. Gene Ontology annotation, biological process: transcription elongation by RNA polymerase II.
AUGGCCGGAAGCUCGGGUGUAUUGAAGAAAGUUCUGCGACUCAAACUGCAGCUCAAAGAGGCAGCAGGACCAGACACGGUUUUGAAAGCAUUGCAGCAACUCAGUGAUCUGGAUAUCACAUUAGAUAUUCUCACCGAAACUGGAAUUGGAAAAACCGUCAACUCCUUGCGCCGACAUGAAGAAGCUGGAGAUGUUGCCAAGUCACUUGUAAAAGACUGGAAAAAGCUACUGUCCAACACGACUACAAGCCACACAGAAGAGGUAUCUGAUGGACUAUCUCAGCCACGCAGACUGGGUGACUGCGAAAGCCUGGAUAAGGGAGGUUUUCUGGAAGAUGAUUUUAAUAACAAUUGUGUAACAUCAAAGGGGGUGGAAAGUGAGGAAGAAUAUAAACAUAGAAAAGAAAAUAACAAAAGAAAAAGGAAGGAGAACCAAAGGGACGAAAAGCAUUCGUAUGAGAUGGUCCAGAGGGAGAAGAAAAAGGCCAAAGACAAGGAUGGAGACUCGGAUUCCAGACCUCAUGACAGAGCUGGUGCCAAUUCAACAAGAGCUAAAUCCGAAACUCAAAACCAUCAGUCAAAUAAAAAAUCACAACCGAAAGAAUCCUCGCAGGACAAGCCAUCAGAUGGGAAACCUUUAAAAACACUGCUGAAAGUGGACAGUGCAGAAAACCGGGAAGUGACAUCAGAGCUCCGGAGCUCAGAGAGGAAAUACAAAAAGGGCAAAGACGUGGAGCUUCAAAUCAAAUCCAAAAAUGAAGAAGGCGAAGAGGACCCCCCUUUGUCUUUUGAAUCUUGCCUAAAUUACGACGCGCAUCUUUCAAAGAGGUGCCGGCGGGCUGUGAAAAAAACACCCAAAAAGACUGAAGUAAAACAAAAAAGCACAAAAACGCCUGAAUCUGUCAAACCUGUGAAGUCACCCGAGAAAACUGCUACACCUGCAUCACCUCAAAAGGGUUUCAUGGACAACCUGAUCAACAUCCCGUUACCAACCGUCCUGCUGGACUGUGAAAACCCAUCCAGUUUUGAAUACUACGAGAGAAAAGUUGAGAAAAAGUCCUAUGAGGUCUUGGAUGAGUCCACAGUCUUCACGGGUCAGCGACUGAACAAGAAGAUGCAGGUCUACUCCGGUGCCAAGACCGUGUUCCUCCCGGCCAUGAUGAGCUUAUACCAGCAGUGUAUCCGCACCCUGCAGAACAACAUCGAUUUGCUUUAUGAAACCGGUGGAGUCCCGUUCGAAGUCCUGGAGCCGGUUUUGGAGCGGUGCACUCCGGAGCAGCUGCUGCGCAUAGAAGAAUUUAACCCAAUGUACAUCGGUGAGACAGACCACUUAUGGGGCAAACACUGUCAGCGGGACUUUAAGGAUUCUAAACUGCUUGAGUAUGAAUCAUGGAAGGAGAUGUACGUCCGACUGUCGGAGGAAAGAGAGAAGAAGUUCCAGCGGCUGAAAAAAAGCAUCGCGUCUGCUCAUUCCAGCAGGCCACAGGGUCGACAGGUGAAGAUGGCGUUCAUUCACACCGUGGCAAAACCUCCAAGAGAUGUGCGGAUUCAACAGGAGAUCCAUGGUACUGCAGUUCAACAGCCGACCUGCAGUGUAAAGACUCAUGAGAACAAGUCAGUGCCGAAGACCGAACCCCCCAGAUCUACUAAUGCCAGUGCAGCAACCAGCAAUAAUCAGGACCCUCGCAAGAAAACAAAAGUUGCUCCAAUGAUGGCCAAGUCCUUGAAGGCGUUCAAGAAACAAAUGGGACGAAGAUGA